Molecule: messenger RNA, 302 nt
Organism: Pelobates cultripes (western spadefoot toad)
Lineage: Eukaryota; Metazoa; Chordata; Amphibia; Anura; Pelobatidae
Source: the annotation of a GenBank genome assembly
UUCCAAGCCUGCCAGAUUCAGCAUGGGCGUUCGACCACAUGCACAGACUGCCAAGACCAGAACGCUUCACGAACGAGACUCCGAGAGACAUAAUUGUAAAAUGUCAUUAUUAUGUUCACAAAGAAGCACUAAUGGCAGCAGCUAGGAAGACCGCCACAAUUCCGGAACCUCACCAGCGCAUAUCCUUAUACGCCGACUUAUCAGCGGCCACAAUGACUAGACGCAAAGAAUUUGCUAAUGAAACGGCCACCCUUCGCGCCACUAACGUAACAUACAAAUGGGGCUACCCAAUCAAGCAAUAA